AUGGAACAUGCUAAGUACUCAAUGCUAGGCCAUGCGCCUAAAUCAAAGGACAAGAUUCCUAAAAGCGUCGAUAGAGCCCUUGACAAAGCCCAACCUGCGACUAACGGAGCAGUUGGUAUUUCAGUCCGCAAUGGACCAGUGGUAGAGAUGGAGGUGGACGAGCCCCAGCUUAAUGGCAAUACGUCCUCGAAGCGCAAGGCUCGCCCCAGCCAGACCAAAUCUUACGAGGAGGCAACCAGCGAUUCAGAUGAAGAUGCUCCACUUAGCAAGAAAAGGCGCGUCUCGAAGAAGAAGGACAUUACGCCCGAAUCGGAUUCUGACGACGCCCCGCUGGUUACCAAGAAAAAGGCUAAGACCACGACUAUUGCUAAGAAGCCUGUCAAGGCCAGUGAGACAGCGAUUGGUGAGUCUGAGGACUCGGACACUCCACUUGGAACAAAACUUGCAAAGGAAAAAGACACCAUUCGCAAGAGGGCUGCCAAUGAAGCCAAAGAAAUCCGGAAAAAAUCGAAACAACCCGAUUCCGAGAAGAAAUCUACUAAAAGAAAAAGCCAACCAAAUGGAGUAAAGAAAGAAGACUCUGAUGAUGACGUACCUAUGGCUAGGAAAGUGAGACCCGCCCAAAAGAUUGAGAAAACUACACCGAAGAAAAGUAAGGUCAAGAAGGAAGAAACGGAACAAGACGAAGAAGCCGAGGCAGAGGAAGAAGAGUACAAAUGGUGGGAAGAUCCCACAAAAGGAGAUGGGACUAAGAAAUGGACGACCUUACAGCAUAACGGCGUAGUAUUUCCCCCAGAGUAUGAACCUUUACCUAAAAAUGUGAAACUACGAUAUGAUGGCAAGCCUUUGAGACUAGCUCCCGAAGCUGAGGAAGUAGCUACAUUUUUUGGGUCUAUGUUGAAUUCUACACACAACGUAGAAAAUCCGACCUUUGUGAAGAAUUUCUUCGAGGAUUUCCAGAAAAUACUCAAGGACACGGGUGGAGCCUCUGACAAGGAGGGCAAUAAAGUUUCUAUCAAAGACUUCAAAAGGUGCGACUUCCAACCAAUCUUCGACUACUUCGAUGCCCAACGCACCGAAAAGAAAGCCCAGCCUGCAUCAGAAAAGAAGCGACUAAAGGCAGAGAAAGAUGAGACCGAAGCUCCAUAUCUAUAUUGCACGUGGGACGGUCGCAAGCAAAAGGUUGGUAACUUCCGUGUUGAGCCACCUGGGUUGUUUCGAGGCCGCGGUGAGCAUCCAAAGACUGGCCGCGUCAAGUCACGGGUAAAACCUGAGCAGAUAACGAUCAACAUUGGAAAGGAAGCAAUGGUACCCGCGCCACCGGAAGGACACCGCUGGAAGGAUAUCAAGCAUGACCAAGAGGGUACAUGGUUGGCAAUGUGGCAGGAAAACAUCAAUUCGGCGUACAAAUAUGUAAUGCUUGCGGCAAACUCGGAUGUCAAGGGUCAAAGUGAUCAUAAAAAGUUCGAGAAGGCCCGUGAGCUGAAGAAGCACAUUGAUCGAAUUCGCAAGCACUAUAGAGCAGAACUCAAGGACGAGCUUAUGGCGAAUCGACAGCGUGCCACCGCCAUGUAUCUGAUUGACGAAUUCGCAUUGCGUGCGGGAAACGAAAAGGGAGAGGAUGAGGCAGAAACUGUAGGUUGCUGCUCACUGAAGUUUGAACAUAUCUCUCUAAGGCCUCCAAACACCGUGAUAUUCGACUUCUUGGGGAAAGACAGCAUCCGCUUCUACGACGAAGUGAAAGUCGAUGAACAGGUCUUUAAGAAUCUUAAGAUCUUCAAAAAAUCGCCCAAGAGUGAAGGGGAUGACAUUUUCGACAGACUGACAACUAGCUCGCUCAACAAACACCUUCAAAAUUUCAUGCCGGGGCUCACAGCGAAAGUGUUCCGUACCUACAACGCCUCUUUCACAAUGUCGAAUCUACUACGGGAUAUGAAGUCAAGGGGCACCGUUCCAGAGAAGAUCAAAGACUACAAUGAUGCGAAUCGCAAAGUUGCAAUCCUCUGUAACCACAAGCGCACAGUCGCAGCUGGGCAUGGUGCACAAAUGGAGAAGCUCGGGGACCGCCUCAAAGGUGUGAAGUACCAGAAGUGGCGUGUCAAGCAGCAGAUGCUCGAUAUUGAUCCUAAGCAUAAGAAGAGAAAGGGUGAGGCAUAUUUUGAGCUUGACGAUGAUCUUGACCAGCAAUGGAUCCAAGAGCAUCAAGCAUAUCUCGUUGAGGAGGAUCGUAAGAAGAUCGAGAAGAAAUUCAACAAAGAAAACGAAAAGCUUGUGAGUGGAGGACAGAAGGAAAUGAAGCACAAGGAGCUUGAAGAUCGCCUGCAGGCCGUGAAGGAGCUUGAAAAGAAGUUCGGGCGAGAAAACAAGAAAGGCAAGGUUGAGGCGGAAGGUAAGGCGCCCAGCAUUGAGCGAUGUGAAGCGAACCUCCAGAAGUUGGACCAGCGGAUUGGUACGAUGGAAGUGCAAGCCGAAGACAAGGAGAGCAACAAGGAAGUGGCACUCGGCACUUCGAAAAUUAAUUACAUUGACCCGCGCUUGACGGUGGUGUUCUGCAAGAAAUUCGACUUGCCGAUCGAGAAAAUCUUCUCGAAGACGCUCCGAGAAAAAUUCGAGUGGGCCAUCAAGUCGGUGGAUGAAGAGUGGGAAUUCUGA
Molecule: messenger RNA, 2652 nt
Organism: Bacidia gigantensis
Lineage: Eukaryota; Fungi; Ascomycota; Lecanoromycetes; Lecanorales; Ramalinaceae
Exons: 3
Coding region: 1-2652 (883 amino acids)
Biological process (GO): chromosome segregation; DNA replication; DNA topological change
Cellular component (GO): nucleolus; chromosome
Molecular function (GO): DNA topoisomerase type I (single strand cut, ATP-independent) activity; DNA binding
Source: RefSeq, a predicted model, not a curated record